Zeugodacus cucurbitae (melon fly) is the source of this 1313-nucleotide messenger RNA. RefSeq names its product vesicle transport protein SFT2A. The transcript is spliced from 4 exons. The record is from RefSeq and is a predicted model, not a curated record. Gene Ontology annotation, cellular component: membrane. Gene Ontology annotation, biological process: vesicle-mediated transport. Bases 182 to 673 code for a protein of 163 amino acids. Lineage: Eukaryota; Metazoa; Arthropoda; Insecta; Diptera; Tephritidae.
CUACAUGUGUCAAGUGACAUUCCAAUCAGAAGCGAUUGUUGCUCCUCCGUAAUUUCAUUUCGUUUUGUUGUAAUUUUAUAUUCGGUUUUGUUUUUUAAUUUUACGUGUUGGCCCUUUUGCGUUUUACCGAUAUUCUAUUUAGAAAUAAAUACGUAAUAAUUGUUAAAUAAUUACAAAUAAAAUGGAUAAAUUACGACGAGUGCUUAACGGAAAUGAUUCCACACCGGAGGAGGAGAGUAGCAUAAUCACACAGAUUAAUGAGAUGUCAACGCUUAGCUGGUCGACACGCAUCAAAGGCUUUUGCAUUUGCUUCGUAGUUGGCAUCUUACUGUCGUUUCUCGGUUCGCUGGCCCUAUUUCUGCACAGAGGUAUUGUAGUGUUUGCGGUCUUUUAUACGCUCGGUAAUGUAAUAUCAAUGGCUAGUACUUGCUUUCUUAUGGGCCCAGUUAAUCAGAUUAAAAAAAUGUUCUCAUCCACGCGCUUAAUAGCCACUUCCAUAGUACUUGUGUCCAUUGUCAUGACCUUUAUCGCUGCUGUUGUGCUUCAUAAAGCCGGACUGACUUUGAUUUUUAUCAUCAUACAAUCAUUAGCCAUGACCUGGUAUUCCCUGUCCUACAUACCAUAUGCUCGUGAUGCCGUAAAGAAAACCGUUUCUGCUUGCCUUGAUGUAUAAGCAGCAGAUUAUUCAAAAGUUAUGAUUUCUGUUUUGGUGCAAAGACAGCAAGUAGCUAUUAUUACCUACAUAUAAUUUGCUAGUACAUAGCGGUUUCUUCAUUAUUUAAUAAUUAAUUUAAUAUUGCAGAAGUAUUCAGUUCAAUUGAUAAAAAAUAUAUACCUUUAGCCAUUCAGCAUUUACACCUCAUAUAAUGUUUACGUUUUUUUAUUAUGUCGUAAAUAGUUAAAUGCACACAUUACAUACAUGGUGUUUAGCUACAAAUAUGCAUACAUCCAUAACGGUAAUAUAUUUUUCGUAAUCAUAAUGAAAAUCUAUAAUAAGUAAGCGUAGCAAAACCUAAAUUUUGUGAAACAGUAUUUACCUGCUGUACGUGACUUGGCUUAUUAUCAACAUACAUAGUUUACUGAAAACUUUUCAGUGUAAUUUAAAAUUUUACAAAAAAUUUAAUAAAAAAAAACAAAGUUUAAAUAUAUAAUCAAUAAGUCGGUUUAAAUACAUGUAUAUAUGUGACAUGUGUGACUAUUAUGUAUAUAUGUAUCAUGUAUUACAACCUAAACAAUGCUAUAAACGGCAAGUGUAACUUAAUUAGUUUACACACAGUAAAUAAAAAUUUAAAAAAUAUUAUAUCUACACUUGU